AUGUCCGACCAGUCGCAUCAACAGAUCUUUCCACAACGCAGAGAAUCGCAUCGAUCAGAAAAUUCCUUCUUACAUCGUGACCACUGGACAGGAUGGCUUGAUCGCCCUGAGAAUGGGAAACACAACGAGAAUGGAAAUGUGAAAGAUGCACGCUUCUGCAGCGGUAUCUAGGAACCAAGAUCUGUGUGGCCAUGAGAAAAUCGAGCCCGGACUGAUCACAACAGCUUUAACAGAAUCUCAUCUCGCAUAGAUGAUACUGCAGCAACACAAUUCUUUCUGCAGACUUGGGAAAGCAUGCAGGCACUUGUCCUCAUCUCGUGGUCACUGGACAUCGAUGUCGAGAGCUCGUUUCAACUGCCGCGUUCCCCUUCCUCCGCACCCUGCUAAGAGGAUGUCGUAUUGCAAAAGAAGAAGAUCCCGCCGAAGUGGAGCGUGCGACUGGAGUAUAAUUGAUUGCUAGAUACUGCAAGCUUUCUUAACAUGCAACAGCCAUACUAGCCUCGCAGCCAUGACUGGAAUAGCGAUACCGGCCUGGAAUACGAAAAGCAAGCAACAACCAGAGCAAAUUUAGCACUCCACAAAAGAAAGUUCCCAUGGCACGGAGCACAGCUCCGCGAGGAUUGGACCAGUGACGGACAUAUCCCCAUCGUCUCUCGCAGUAACUUGGCCCAAGUGGUGCCGAUUCCGAGAGAAGGCUCAAUGGCAGAAGCACGAUGGAGACACAGUGGAACCGUCCCCAAGAUCGUUGGGGGGGCACGUUUCCACUUCCGGGAGUAUAUCUGCAAUGCACGGGUAGUGUAA
Molecule: messenger RNA, 801 nt
Organism: Hymenoscyphus albidus
Lineage: Eukaryota; Fungi; Ascomycota; Leotiomycetes; Helotiales; Helotiaceae
Source: the annotation of a GenBank genome assembly